UUUCCCCUCCCCUCCCCACACAGAAAAAGAAAAAAAAGUCGCGACACGAGUCAACGACCUCCCCCUCCUCUCUCUCACUCCAGCCCAGCCCAGGCCAGGCCGGCGGCGAUCGCGGAGGGGCGAUGGUGAGGGGCGGGAGCAUGCGCCGGCCCUCGCUGGCGGCGGUCUCGGAGCCCGCGGCGCCGGAGUUCACCCUGUCGGCGGACGACUACAGGCUCAUGGAGGAGGUGGGCUUCGGCGCCAACGCCGUCGUCUACCGCGCCAUCUUCCUCCCCGCCAACCGCACAAUCGCCGUCAAGUGCCUCGACCUCGACCGAAUCAACAGUAACCUCGAUGAUGUUCGCAAGGAGGCUCAGAUUAUGAAAUUGAUAGAUCAUCCUAAUGUCAUCAAGGCUUAUUGCUCAUUUGUUGUCGAUCACAACCUUUGGGUCAUAAUGCCAUUCAUGGCAGAGGGUUCAUGUUUACACCUAAUGAAGGUCGCACAUCCUGAUGGCCUGGAGGAGCCUGUUAUCUGCUCUAUUCUUAAAGAAACACUCAAGGCUCUGGCUUACCUCCAUGGCCAAGGACAUAUCCACCGAGAUGUUAAGGCGGGCAAUAUCCUUGUUGAUAGCCCUGGUGUAGUGAAGCUUGGGGACUUUGGUGUAUCUGCUUGCUUGUUUGACAGAGGCGAUAGGCAAAGAUCCAGGAAUACGUUUGUGGGAACACCGUGCUGGAUGGCUCCAGAGGUUCUCCAGCCUGGAACCGGUUAUAAUUUCAAAGCUGAUAUAUGGUCAUUUGGAAUAACUGCACUGGAGCUUGCACAUGGCCACGCUCCCUUCUCUAAGUACCCUCCCAUGAAGGUUCUUCUCAUGACCCUUCAGAAUGCACCACCAGGUCUUGACUAUGACCGCGAUAGAAAAUUCUCAAAGUCUUUCAAGGAAAUGGUUGCAAUGUGCUUGGUAAAAGAUCAAACUAAGCGGCCAACAGCUGAGAAGUUACUAAAGCAUUCGUUUUUCAAGAACACAAAGGCCCCACAGCUGACAGUUAAGAGCAUCUUAACCGAUUUGCCCCCUCUGUGGGAUCGUGUGAAGGCACUCCAGCAAAAAGAUGCAGCACACCUGGCUUCAUCUGAACAGGAAGCACUUUCCAUGAGUGAGUAUCAACGAGGUGUCAGCGCAUGGCACUUUGAUAUUGAGGAUCUCAAGGCUCAAGCAUUACUGAUUAAUGAUGACGAUCCACCUGAAUUGAAGGAAGAUGAUGACAGUGUCCGAAUAAAUGAAGUUGACAAGGGCACAUCUUUUGAGAGUCAUUUUGGACAAUCAACGCUUCUGAAUGGAAAUACCCACAGGUUGAAUCAUGAACGAACUUGUACCACUGCAGUAAAUCCAGGUGGAAAUGGCCCUGAAACAAGUGAUGAAUUUGCUUCUGACCUUGGCAAUGCUGAUAGUCCAAGGAUGGUUGAUGGACACAUAAAGCAAGGAACAGAAAAUGAUUCAUUGUCCUCUACAUCGAAGCAAGGUUCUGAGGGUGGAAACCGCAGGAGUGAAGUUAGACAAAGACAAAGGACAUUCUCUGGUCCGGUUAUGUAUUCUGGUACCCGCAGUAGUUCACUCAUUGAAAGAGGUUAUAUUAUUGAUAAGGAUGCAGGAGUUCAAUCACCUAAUAAACAAAAGAGUGACACGGGAAGAAUCGAUGAUCUUAGUGGUCCGCUUUCACUUUCAACUCGUGCUUCUGCAAAUAGUCUGUCUGCCCCUAUUCGGUCUUCUGGAGGAUAUGUGGGCUCCUUGGGAGACAAGCCUAGGGUGGAAAUAAAAGGCCGAUUUUCCGUAACAUCUGAAAAUGUGGAUCUGGCGAAGGUUCAGGAAAUUCCAGUGGUCAAAAUUUCACCUAAACCACAGGAGGUAAGAACUCAGGUCUCUACAAUGAAAAGAUCAGCCAGUGUUGGUGCUUGGCCAGUGAAGGCUAAGUCAAUGUCUAAUAGUCAUCAUCGGAAGGAAUUCCGUGACAGCUCAGUAUCUGCAUCAAUUCUGAUUCCCCAUCUUGAAAACCUUGUACAGCAGACCACAUUUCAGCAAGAUAUCAUCACGAACCUAAUGAGUAACUUGCAACAGAAUGAGAAACCCAAUGGGCCGCAGACUAGAGUUCAGACUAUGGUGGGUGAUACAGGGGUUGAAAUGGGCAGUGCUGAGAGAGAACGGAAACUACUUGCUAAAGUAUUUGAAUUACAGUCAAGGAUGAUUUCUUUGACCGACGAGUUGAUUGCAUCAAAGCUGAAGCAUGUUCAGCUGCAAGAAGAGCUAAAUACACUCUACUGCCAAGAAGAAACAGGCGACACAGGAGAGGAUGACAGCGGAGAGGCAUGAGAGGGCGAUGCACCUUAAUUUCAGUGGUACAAGGAGUAUUCUCAAUAAUAUAAUAAUCUAGGUGCCCUGGGUCGUGCAUCGAGGCUUUGAGUUGCCGCCUGCUUCCUGAACAAGGCAGGCGUUUUGUGGUGGAGUGUUGGUGAGAGGAAGCAAUAUAAUGUCUUGGAAACCCUAGAUGAUUCGGAAGCAGAGUGAGAGAGAGAGGCUGUUGGAGGCAUAGCAGGAGAAUAUAUAUACAUGCUGGUUGGUUGAUGGUCUAGUUGGAGGGAGUCAGUGAUUUUAUCUUGUUGCUAUCUGUCUGUGUGUGUGUGUGUGUCUGUACAUAGGACGGAGUAUCUAUCUAUCAACAGUAGUAGUUAGCAGCAUCUGUAGCUAGCUAGUAUGGUUUGGUUUGGUUUGGUUCAACUGACUGAAGUGGACUUGCGGUAUCCAUUCAUUUUGAUUUGGCCGCGCUGCUGCUUAUCACUGGGACUGGGAGGGAUGGAUGCAGAAAAGUGGUACGAGAAUGAAUAAUAAUUGGAAGUCUGGAAUGUACUCCCUCUGUAAACUAAUAUAAGAGUGUUUAGAUAACUAAAGUAUGUAUUUAUACUAGAUAUCAUCAUCAUCAUAUUUAUAUAUCCAAAUAAGUAAGGGAAAGGAUUUGGAAUAAAGGACAAGUUGGUUGAAUA
Molecule: messenger RNA, 3010 nt
Organism: Triticum urartu
Lineage: Eukaryota; Viridiplantae; Streptophyta; Magnoliopsida; Poales; Poaceae
Biological process (GO): protein phosphorylation
Molecular function (GO): protein serine/threonine kinase activator activity; ATP binding; protein kinase activity
Source: RefSeq, a predicted model, not a curated record